Planococcus citri (citrus mealybug) is the source of this 7540-nucleotide messenger RNA. It is a transcript of the gene Tango6, whose product is annotated as transport and golgi organization 6. Bases 133 to 2940 code for a protein of 935 amino acids. Gene Ontology annotation, biological process: protein secretion. The record is from RefSeq and is a predicted model, not a curated record. Lineage: Eukaryota; Metazoa; Arthropoda; Insecta; Hemiptera; Pseudococcidae. The transcript is spliced from 14 exons.
UGCGUCAUUUCGUCAUUUUUUGUGAAAUCAAAACAGUAAAUGAAGAUGGAUUUUUGAAUUUCGAUAUUUCGAAUUAUUGUUACAGAAUUUCGCGGUAAUGCUUCUUUUGUUUGCGAGUCCGUCGGGCAAAACAUGACGAAUAAUUUUCGCGAAGAAGAUUUAAUCAAAAUCUGCAUCGAAUUACUCUCGCAAUUAACAUCUCCGGCGAAAAAUGCCACCGCCGAUGAACCGCCGGUAAACGAUUUCGAUGGAGUAAUUCAAUCAAACUUGCUGAACGUUCGGAAUUCUUUUACGUUUAAAAAUUUAAAAAUCGAAGAUGGUGCGGAAUUUUCUUGGAUUAUUAAUGAUACCAGAAGCCGCAGCAGGUGGCAUUUCGUAUGCACUGUGUUACAACUAUUGAAAACUAUACGUAACACAUUACAAAACACUCGAGAUGAGAAAGCAAAAUUAUUGAGUGUUUCGCAAAAGAAAACAUUGGAGAGUAGCUUCCAAUUCAUACUGUCUUUGGCUCUUCUUCCAUAUUUGUUUCCUGGGGUUGGAGUAUCACCAGAAGCGAAAUGUAAACAUAUCAACGAUCUCGCAUCUGAAGACUUGAAAGAUUUCGCUAAAUACAGAAGAUUAUGCUUCGUCAUAGAUAGCAUUCUGCACUUGAAAGAAAGCGAUACCUUUCAUGAAAUAAUCACUUCGAAGUAUCUCGAAGAUGUUCUAGCUGCUCUGUUUCAAUUAGCUUUUGCGCCGGUGAAGAAACCAACCACGCAAGAUACUACUUUUAGGGGUUUAGAUCACGUUGACGAUGAUUUUGAAGUAUUGGAAAUGUCGUCAGAUUUGUGGAAUGUGUUGCAGUCGAAUAAGAAGAAAUACGCGAGUAAUUUGUUGACCAUUCAAAAAAAUACUUAUCGUCCAUUGAUGAUUAGGAAAUACUUAGUGUUGCUCAAAGCUGAAAAAACAGCUCGAUGGAUGAUGCAACCUUUGACGAAAAUGUUGACUGAUAUCAUCUUGGAAGAUGGAGGCGUUGUAGCUUUAAUCCGAGCGAUUGUCGAAGUCGAUUCUGAUUCACCACUUCAGUGGUCUCAUUGUGAUGUAGUUGCUCGACUAAUUUCAAACACUGCGUUGAAUUUGGAUGACAGAAGUUUGAAGUUAUUUGUUCCUCAGAUUCUUAAUAUUUUACGAACCACUCGAAAACAACAGUACGAGCUUGUUUACGUCCAAGUGAUCAGUUUGGCUGUGAAGCAAAUGUUAGUAACGAAUCGUGCAACGACAAUGGAGAGAAUUUUGAACGGAAUUCUUUAUCCCUUGAAAGAAAUCCAGCUAGCCAAAGAAGAUCAAAUUAGCUCAUCUAUCGAAGAACUGUACAAUUUGUGUAUUCUACCGACCAAUACUUCUAGUGCUGUUCCAAUCGAUAUCAUAUUACCGGUUAUCUGCGUUUUAUUCAAGAUUCAUUGUAAAGUCAAAGAUAGCGUAUCUCAUUUAAAAUCAUCCGUCAGAGAGUUACUUGGUAAAUUUUUCUUGGAAGCGGAACAAGAUAAUGUGACCGCAGCGUUUGAUUGCAUCAUUUUCAACGAAUCGCGAACUGAAAUCGUCCAGGUCCCGAAGACGUUGAAAUUUAUGUUUUCUGCUAACGGAGGCGUUUCUACUGUCGAAGAAAAAUCAGAUGAUGGUCAAGUGGAAGAUGGGAUCGUAUUGUUGGAUUUGAUUAAAAAUUUACAAAAUAAUGAUCGAACGGUGAACGCGUUGUUCAUAUACUUGCUACGAAAAUUCAUCACAUUGGAUAGCGAAAAUCAUGGAGAGAAACGUCUCGUGACCAUGCUUCUGUUGACGGAUUUAUCUCAAAAUCAAACCACUUUGAAGCAAAUUUUGAAGAACUCCGAAAACAUAAUUCAGUUCAUUAAAGACUUGCUAACGAUGAAUACGAAACUAGAAUCGAAUUACGAUAUUGUCUGCGUGUGUUUAACGUUUCUCACAAUGGUUUUGUACGAUUUGAAAAGAAAAAAAGACGUGAAUUGGAAACCCUUCGAUGAAUUACGAACACCUUUGGAGGCUUUGAAGAAAUGCGACUCUGCCGAAGUGAAAUUAUUAGCCGAUGAGGUUUAUAAUCUGAUUCUGACUCGCUCCUUAAUUGGCUCAACUGAAGGUUCAGAUGAUAAAAAACUCGUUGAAGAGAUUCCCAGCGCUUGUGAAAAAGCAUUUGAAGAUGCGUGCGAUGAAUUGUUACCUGUUCGAGCUCAUGGUAUCAUGGAACUAAUAUCGUUACUAAACAAAGGAGAUGACGAAACCUUGGCCAAAAUUGAUAAAAUACUAUGCCUAUUCCAAGAAAAUAUGAAAGAUGCGGAUAGCUACCUAUAUCUGCGAGCUAUAGAAGGACUUUCAACCAUCGCUCUCUUGAAACCUGAUAAAAUCCUAUCGUUUUUAUGCGAAGAAUUCACCUCCUGUGAUAAUGCAGAAACGCAGCUUAAAUUGGGAGAGAUUUUAAUGCGAACUGUGAAGCUAUUAAUGGAUUUCGUUCCGAAGUAUAAGCAUUUGUUAGUGAACUGCUUUUUGAACGGUGCGAAGAAUCCGGAUCACCUUAUUCGAGCGUCUAGUUUAUCGAAUCUAGGAGAAGUAUGCUUCAUGUUGAAAUUCAAUAUCGACGAUGUGAUAUACGAGAUUUUGUACUGUGCUAGAAAUAUCGCAUUAAAUGAUUCGAAUCCGGAAGCAAGACGAGCUGCGGUUUUCCUCAUCUCAUCUCUUCUUCGAGGAUUAGAAACACACAUGUUUAAAGUUUUAGAACCGGUACUUCUGGAUUUAUAUAAAACGUUACAAAAAAUACACUCAUGCGAUGAAGAUGAGGUGACUCGAGUACAUGCCAAGGUCUCUUUGGACGUUUUGAACGAUAAUACGAAACAAUUCUUCAAUCCGAAAUCGAGUUUUGAAAAGCAAAUACGUAUUUUGGAUCCAUUUUGAUGACUGAAUCUUCGAAAUGAUGUGCAUCGAAUCUCACUUCUUAGUUCAUACCAUAGUAGCUGGCGUCAGAGAAAUUAUAUCAGUGAACUUGAAGCAUAACUGACUAAAAUUGAUGCCAUAUGGUAGGAUGCAAAAUAUUAUUCACAUUCAUCAAGACUUCUACUAGAGCCAUCGCCUCCGACCAGACUGCUUUCAUCUCAUCUACGUGUUCUUCUACAUCCUGUAUUGUUCGGGUUUCAACAGACUGCUGCUGUUUCAUCUCUUGAAAAACAAAUUUUCUCCACACAUACUCUCAUCAAUGGGAUUGGAAUCUUCAACAUCUGAACCCCGAGAUCUCUACUGAAUGAGGUAGGUGACCUAGUAGAUACCUGAGAAUUAAUUGAAGUUUAUUAGUUUUUCUGCGUGGGGAGGAUACAAUAUUUGUGUGACAUAAUUAUGCAUAUAAAAUAUUAAUAUGUGAUUAUAAUAUUGAUGUGUAAAGAAGUUGAAAUUAUGGAGAAGGCAACAUUUUUAUAGGCCAAGUGAUUGCUUCGGUUAUAAUCAAGGUUUAAAAUCGACAUUUUUUUACUUCAUUGUUUUAAAAAUACUAAAGGUUUGCAAAUUAAUUGAGUUUUAAUAAUUUUUGAAAAUGAGAAUUGAAAAUUUGAUUAAAUUAAUAAUUAAUACCCUCAUAAAGAAUCCAAAUAAAACAUUUUCAGAUCUUCCGCUAAGAGUUCAUUAUGAAUAUGAUUAUUUUCAUCAUAGACAAUGAAUUUUUUGCGAUGGAUAUACUUUGAGGGAAACUUCUAUCACUUUUGAUUUUGAAAUUGAUGAUAUACCUACAUUUAUUUAGAAUUGAAGAAGUUGAGAACACUUGUUUGAUUAAUCUUUAAUAAAUCCUGGUAGGUAGUAGGAUCAAAUAAAAAUUAAAUUUACUUACUUGAAAUCAACAAUUCCUGUGUUGAGAUUAUGCUGUUUUUGGCCUGACUAUGUGUCUGUCCAAUUUCCACUGCUCCUUCACAAGUACAUUGGCAGUGAAGACAACUCACCUGAUCAUUGGGCCAACCCCAGAUGAUAUGCAGCCAUUGAUUAAACGGCUGUUGCUGUGCUAUACAGUUCUACUGGCAAGGCAUUGUUGGUAGCAGUCACUGCACAACACCAAAUGGUUAGGAAUUUGGUUUUGAGAUGGACCUGCUGAACCUCUUUCUGCAAUCAGGAAGUCAGCCUAUUUCUUAGUGGCAUAUUUUUUACUAUUUCAUCCAGUUUGUUGAAAAGCUCUAAAAUUAAAGUAAAAAUUGGAAGGAUGUUUUGAAAUUCUUUGCAUAUAAAACGGCAGUAAUUUUUAAUUUUUUCUUGUUCCAAGCACUUUCUGUCAGUUGCUUCAGCUCUGCUGAGAUUAAAGAAGCAAACUGAUCUUCAAUACUGGUAGCAGCCUUCUCUUUCCUUACACUGAUCUUCUCAUUGUAAUAUUGCCUCACUUGAGCAGUGAGUGCUGAAAAUUCUUGAUCCACAGAAUCAAGCUUCUUUAUCUUCUUAAACUUUCCUACACAAGAAAUAAUAGAAAUUUCAAGUAUAUUUUUAAAGAACACAUAACAAAAUCAUAUUUCAAUGCCUUUCUCAAAACUUUAAUUUUAAAAAAUUGCAUUUUUGUUACAUUCAAGAAAGGUUCUCGACCUGACACAGUUUAAAUCAAAACAAAGUUUACUUUUGGAAUAUAAUGUCUAUGGUGACAGUAGGACAAUACUCAUCAUCCAGCCAACAUUGCAUCUCCUGGUCAAGUUGUUGUUCUUCUAGACUACAUGGACAAACGACAAAGUUGGUGUUUUUCACUACAUUUUUGCCAUGUUUAGGUGAAAAUCGAAUUCAUCAUUUAAAUUAUCAGUGGGAACACCUGAACAAAUAACACGUUGUUUUACUUUUUGAUUGGGGUUCUUUAUACAGAAUCUUUUGUGGUGUAACAAAGAACGUAGUUUAUUAUUAGGUGUUUUACAAAACCUACAUUCCUGUUUUCGUUGCUUACAAAGUGAUUUAUGAUGAGCUAUAUUUGUUUUCGAAAUAUUUAUAUUACAAUAAUGACAAGGUACCUUAGAUUGUACAAAUAUAAUAUACAGGCAGAUAAAUUACACAAUUGCAUAGUUUAAAAAUGGCGAAUCGGAAUCGUAAUAUUAUAUUAUGCAGAAUCCAUGUCUCUAGCCUAAAGGCUGUACAUGGUGUGGUUAAAUAAAUUUAAAAAAAAAAAAAUUUCUUACUUAUGAGUGGUCUUUGAACAUUUUUUCAUAUGAUUAUAAAUGCCAAGAGACGAAUAGGAAUUAUUACAAAACUUACAAAUAACACGUUGUUUUACUUUUUGAUUGGGGUUCUUUAUACAGAAUCUUUUGUGGUGUAACAAAGAACGUAGUUUAUUAUUAGGUGUUUUACAAAACCUACAUUCCUGUUUUCGUUGCUUACAAAGUGAUUUAUGAUGAGCUAUAUUUGUUUUCGAAAUAUUUAUAUUACAAUAAUGACAAGGUACCUUAGAUUGUACAAAAAAAUGUCACGUAAUCUAGCAAAAAAUUGUAGAAUUUUGCGAAAAAAUUUUAAAUUAAAUAAAAAAAGGAAGAAAAAAAGUCAGCAAAAUGAAAAUAUUUAUACCUAUCUAGAAAAAAAAAACACCAAUAAAAAAAAUAAAAACAGAAUAGACCAAAUAAACGCUUCCAUUGGCAUAUCUGUAAAACAAAAGGAAAAUUAUACAGGCAGAUAAAUUACACAAUUGCAUAGUUUAAAAAUGACGAACAAUCAUUUUAUUGACUGAUGAAUGGCUCGGAAAUAAUUUAUUGGUUGACGAAUGGUUUUGGAGUAAAUGUCAACAGAUAUUGAGAAAGAAUGAUUUAUUGAAGUUUUUAAGUUGACAAUUUUAUAAUAUUAUAAUAUCGCUUUUGAAAAAAAAAAGAAACUAGUUUUUUGCACCAGUCCACCAUUUGGACAAUUUUGAGCAAAAUGCCCAAAAUCUCCACACCCAAAACAUCUUGCCUUCUUCAAGACAUUUUUCUUCUUCUGGUGUGUUUUCUUAAUCCGGCCUUCUCUAGGCCUAAUGAAUAAAGCUUGAGGUGGUUGAGACUGAGGUUUCACUUCUUUAGUAGAGCCAUUACCUCUCAAGUUGGCUUCCUCUUGUAACAACUACUUGCUGAGUAACACACGUAGCAAAUCUAGUUUUUGUUAUUUCAUCUCCAACAAGCUUUCUCGAAACCUCCUACCAUCAGAAUAAAAAUUAAAAGAAAGAUAGCGUCAUUCGUCAUUAAUUUUGGUAGGUCUAUUGAGUGGCCUUAAACUAUAAGAUAGAAAUUACACAAGAUUUGAAAAUUAAAUUAAUUAAAUUAUUAAUAAAAUUCGCACAGAAAAUAUUAACACUGAAUGAAAUUGAAAUAAAUCUGAGACAUUUUUUUCAGUCUUUUAGUUGAUUUUUGAUCUUUAAUUAAUUAUUCAAUAAUGAAAAGGAAGUUAAAAUAAAUUAAGAAAAUUUAAUAUUUUAUUUCUAUUUAUUUUCAUUAUAAAAAAUUUAAUGAAUUUAUAAUUAAAUAUGGUUGAAUACAAUAAUAUUAUUGAUAAAAUGAGUUGAUUAAUAAAGAAAAUAAAAAUUUUGCAAUCAAGUAAUUAAAAAUGUUGUAAUCAGCCCUAAAUAAUUGAGUUAGUACCAUCUGAAGUAAUCUGCUGGAAUAUUUCGUCUUGACAUUUUUGUUUUGCCAUACUAAUGGCUUGUUUGUCACGCAAACACUCAUUACAGCUAAUUUGUGCCUGAUCAUCUAGUAUAACAUCAUUCAAAAUAUUCAAAUUACUUAAGAAUGUUUAAGAUAUCCAUAAUGAAUUGAACACAAAAGCAAUGAUAUAUUGAUGAUACCUAUUUAUCGUUAAUAAUAAAUUAAGUAAACAAUUUCAGUUUUAAAUGGAAUGGCAUGCAUCCAUUCCAUUUUCAUAAUUAUCAAAUUCAAAAACUUAGGUUUGGCGAGCAAAGCGCAUUGGGAAUGGGAACUCACCAAUUUCACCCAACAAGACCUUAAUGCCAACUUUAAGCGUGAUAGGUAUUAAAAAAAAAAUACCAUAACUUGUGUAACUCACAUAUCUUGCAUGCCAAAUUUCAAGAAUAGCUACCCGAUUUUGAAUAAUUUUAAAAGAAACUUGUGUCAGAAAUUCAACUUUGCCAAUUGUCUUACUAGAGAGACUUCAACUGGCGAAGGGCAAAACUAAACUGGAUGAUUUCGUAAGGAUUUUAUGGUUUGCUGUUUAAUUUUAUGGGUGAAUUUAUUUGUGAUCUAAGCUGAGCUUCAUUAAGUGAUUGUGGUUUAUUCAUCAUCAUCCCAUAAUCAACAGCUUGCUAAGCGAGUUGUGUGUUAUGCUCGAGCUGAUUAACGAAUUUAUUCACAUUUGAGUCGAUUCUGGAGGCGAAACAGAGUGGGUUUUUGACCAGCUUUUUUUUUUCAAAAUAAGAAUAUCCCAAAAAUCAAAAAUUUCUCUGCAUAAACACGUACAAUGUGAUUAAAUCAUUGUUGUUUAAAUUAUUGCGCGUAUGUGUAGAGAACUCUUGCUCGAACAUCUGUAGAAUGAUGAAUGGAAUUGUAGUUUGAAAUAAAUAAAUAUCACGAAUUCA